UCCCCCAUCCCUCGAGCCCUCGCGGGGGCUCCGGGAAGCCGCCUCGGGCCUGCCCCCUAGGAAAACGUGGUCUCAGCUGUGGGGGCCUCGAGCAGGCCUCAACCCCUCUUCCUGACCCGUGGGGAGGCCCAGCACCUCCUCCUCACCACGUCUUUGUGCAGGGUGCCGGCAGCCAUUGUGUCCGGGUGGGGAAUGGAGGACCUGGCAAUCCCCCAUCGCCACGUUCAGGAGCUUGGGGGAAUUCAAAGAAAACCCGCGGCGUUUGUGGGGGGUCUCCAGCCUUCAGCCGCCGGGAAAGACCCGGGGGUGGCCUUUCCGAAGUCAGCUAGCAGAUCCGGGGCAGUUCCCCCCUCCCUGCGUCCCUCCUUGAAACCUUGAGCUCCAUUGAGAAGCCCCUUCUGGGUUUCGGAAGCCUCACCCGGGACUGGUACUUAAACAGAAAGAAAGGAAGGAAAGGGGUGGGGGAGCUGCCCUGAGCGCGUACCUCCGGGAGAGUUCUCCCGGCUCCCAGUAGGAGGCGGAGAGCCAAGGGGCGUGCAGGAGCGAGGGGGCUGGGCUCCCGGGUGGCUGGAGGCUGCGGAACAGAGAGGCCGCCUCGAUCCGGGCGAUGGAGGAAGCGAGCGAGGGGGCAGGUUCCCAAGCUUAGCAAUUCCUGUGUCGCCUUCUGGGCUCUCAGCCUACCGGGUCGCAUGAUCCCUCCGGCCGGAGCUGGUUUUGUUGCCAGUCGCCGCGAGGCCGGUUGAGUUACCGGCAACCCGACUGCCACCUCCUUCUCCCGACCUAUAUGAUACAAAAGAUCUUCCGGGGGCUGCACCUGCCUGCUGUCGCCUCAGACGGAUUUGAAUGUCUUUUUCUCUCUCCAGAACCCUAUCUUGGCUUUGGAUCAUAGAAGAGAAUUACUAAGCAGAGACCAGACUCUGUGAGUAAGCAGGUGUUUUGGACAAUGGACUGGUUGAGCCCAUCUCUAUUAUAAAAAUGUCUCAGAGCAACCGGGAGCUGGUGGUUGACUUUCUCUCCUACAAGCUUUCCCAGAAAGGAUACAGCUGGAGUCAGUUUAGUGAUGUGGAAGAGAAUAGGACUGAGGCCCCAGAAGGGAUUGAAUCAGAGGUGGAGACCCCCAGUGCCAUCAAUGGCAACCCAUCCUGGCACCUGGUGGACAGCCCCGCAGUGAAUGGAGCCACUGGCCACAGCAGCAGUUUGGAUGCCCGGGAGGUGAUCCCCAUGACAGCAGUGAAGCAAGCGCUGAGGGAGGCAGGUGACGAGUUUGAACUGCGGUACCGGCGGGCAUUCAGUGACCUGACAUCCCAGCUCCACAUAACCCCGGGGACAGCAUAUCAGAGCUUUGAACAGGUAGUGAACGAACUCUUCCGGGAUGGGGUAAACUGGGGUCGCAUUGUGGCCUUUUUCUCCUUCGGCGGGGCACUGUGCGUGGAAAGCGUAGACAAGGAGAUGCAGGUAUUGGUGAGUCGGAUCGCAAGUUGGAUGGCUACUUACCUGAAUGACCACCUAGAACCUUGGAUCCAGGAGAACGGCGGCUGGGACACUUUUGUGGAACUCUAUGGAAACAAUGCAGCAGCCGAGAGCCGGAAGGGCCAGGAGCGCUUCAACCGCUGGUUCCUGACAGGCAUGACUGUGGCUGGCGUGGUUCUGCUGGGCUCGCUCUUCAGUCGGAAAUGACCAGACACUGACCACCCACUCACCCUCCCACCUCCUACUCUGCCCCCACAUCUCUCCAUCCAGCCACCAUUGCUACCAGGAGAAUCACUACAUGCAACCCAUGCCCACCCCCCACCCCAUCACAGGGUUGGGCUUUGACCUGGUCCCCUGCAAUUAGUUUCCUAGAAUCUACCAUGCUUCUGUGAGAGCCACAUUCCCCACACCUCAGUUCUCUUGGCCUCAAAAUUAACAAAGUUUCCCCCAAAUCUGGCCCAUAGAGGUUGGCAGGGAUGGGGGGGUGGGGCAGGAGGACCCUGCCUGAUUGGUAGAAUUGGUAUUACCCCCGAACCUCCUGAGAAUGUUUUCCUGCCAGGGGGCUGAAGUUUGUGGAACCUUUUCCCCAGAAAGAGACUAGAUUGCCUUUGUUUUGAUGUUUGUGGCCUCAGAAUUGAUCAUUUCCCAUCCCCUUCUGGACCUGGGCCCCACCUCCUUCCAUCUCAACCCCCAAGAGCCAUUUAAAGGCCACUUUUGACUAAUUAGGCAUUCAGGUGCUUGGGAUAGAGAAGCAAGGACCAGGACUUCUUCCCCACCUCUGGCCUGGCUACAGUCCUCACUCCUAGUCUGAAUGUUCUCCAGAGGCCUCUGGCUAGAGGCCAGCCCCAGGAGGGAGGGGGCCAUAGCUGCAGGAAGCACCCAAUGCUAAAACUAGGGUGGCCCUUACAGUUUAGCACCACCCUAGUCCCUUCCCCGCCUCUCCCCUGGCUCCUAUGACCAUGACUGAAGGACCAACAGGGCCCAAGACAGGUGCCCCAGAGCUGUUUAUGGCCUCAGCUGCCUCACUUUCUGCAAGGAAAUGAGCCUGUGGCAUCUUUGCCUUGGACUCAUGGGGCCCAGGAGCAGAGGAUCCAGCCCAGAAGUGAAGGGGAGCUAUAGGGAGCAGCUGUGGGAACCCUGGGGUCUUCCCUACCUCAGGCAGGAAGGGCAGGUAGGAGAGCCUGGUGCACAUGGUGGAGGGGCCUGUCCUCUCCAGCCAGGCAGACUUGUGCUGUACCCCUGAUCAGCCUGGACAGCCAGGCUGCCAAGGUCAGAGUGGCCUGGCCAGGAGACCUUCAGGCCUCCCUCUCUCCUUUGCUCUACCCUUGGCCUGUCUCAUCCCUGGGGGUUCUAGCCCAGCUCUGGCCGCCCCGGGCUCUCUGCUGUACAUAUUCAAGACUAGUUUUUAUUCCUUGUGAAGAUGAUAUACUAUUUUUGUUAAGCGUGUCUGUAUUUAUGUGUGAGGAGCUGCUGGCUUGCUGUGCGCGUGCACGUGGAGAGCUGGUGCCCGGAGACUGAUGGCCUAAUGCUCCCUCCCCUACUCUGGCCCGGGCUGGCCAGGGGGGGUCCUGGCUCCUGAGGGGCACCUGUCCCUCCCCUGCCCCUUCCCCCCCACACACUUGUUCCAGCUCUUUGAAAUAGUCUGUGUGAAGGUGAAAGUGCAGUUCGGUAAUAAACUGUGUUGACUCAGUGAACA
Molecule: messenger RNA, 3166 nt
Organism: Castor canadensis (American beaver)
Lineage: Eukaryota; Metazoa; Chordata; Mammalia; Rodentia; Castoridae
Gene: Bcl2l1
Product: BCL2 like 1
Biological process (GO): extrinsic apoptotic signaling pathway in absence of ligand; release of cytochrome c from mitochondria; intrinsic apoptotic signaling pathway in response to DNA damage
Cellular component (GO): mitochondrial outer membrane
Molecular function (GO): BH domain binding
Source: RefSeq, a predicted model, not a curated record